AUGAGUAAACAAGAAAAAUCGGCAGAAGCAGCGUUACAUGUGUGCUGGACACUUAGUAAACACCAAAAAACAUUUUCAGAUUCUGAAAUAAUGAAAGAAUGUAUGUUGGAAGUAGCCUCGGCACUUUUUGAAGGAAAAAAGGAUGUUUUCACUGCAAUUCAAAGUAUUCCAAUGUCGGCAAGAACUAAUGACGAAUUUAUUAAGAACUCCAACAUUCAUUUUGGUAAAUUAGUAUCACUUUCAACUGACGGUGCCUCAGCAAUGAUUGGCAAAGGAAAAGGUGCAGUAAAGAAAAUCAGGGAUCAGAAUCCAGGUCUAAUAUCGUAUCAGUGUAUAAUUCAUCAGACUGCCCUUUGUGGAAAACUUAGUGCUACACUGAAAGAAGUAAUGGACAGCUUGGUGCAGUUGAUUAAUUUUAUGAGGUCUCAUUCUUCUCUUCAACACCGAAAGUUCAAGAAGUUUCUUUCAGAAGGCGAUGCAGCGUAUUCUGACUUACUGUAA
This is a messenger RNA of Schistocerca piceifrons (Central American locust), 501 nucleotides long. RefSeq names its product SCAN domain-containing protein 3-like. Lineage: Eukaryota; Metazoa; Arthropoda; Insecta; Orthoptera; Acrididae. The record is from RefSeq and is a predicted model, not a curated record. Bases 1 to 501 code for a protein of 166 amino acids. The transcript has 2 exons.